This is a messenger RNA of Periophthalmus magnuspinnatus, 1445 nucleotides long. It is a transcript of the gene katnbl1, whose product is annotated as katanin p80 subunit B-like 1. Gene Ontology annotation, cellular component: nucleolus. The record is from RefSeq and is a predicted model, not a curated record. The transcript has 11 exons. The coding region runs from base 41 to 961 and encodes 306 amino acids. NCBI's taxonomy places the organism in Eukaryota, Metazoa, Chordata, Actinopteri, Gobiiformes, Gobiidae. Gene Ontology annotation, molecular function: microtubule binding.
UCUGCAAGUUUCCUUUACAAGAUGAAUCGUGUCUCAUAUUAUGGCAGCUGGUAAGCAUGUCUGGCAACAAGACGUCUUCAAGAUCAACUGCAGCAAACCCAAUGGCCUUCUGCGACCCUGUCUACAGCCCUCUGCUGACAAGAACAUGAAGCAGGUGAAUAAUAGACAUGAAGAAGAUUUAGAUAAGAACGGAUUUCAUGUGCACAGACUACCCUGUUCAGGCAAAGCAAAGAAGUUGCCUCCCAGCAAAAGGAAGGGCUGUCCAUUGGAGGUGGUGGGCGUCAAGCUGCACCGCAAAGCAUCCCAUGUAGGCUGUGCCUGCGACCACGGCAUGGCCAACAAAGAGAAUGAGCUGACCUUCUCCGACGACACACGGAGCAAUUACUACAAUGACAACCACGGGCCUCCUGUGAACGCAACAGACGGGUCCAAGAUGGCCGGUGCCAGCUCCAAGUACACAGACUUAAAUGAGCUGUCAAAGGACCAUGAAGCAAUGAGUCAAGUCUUAUUUGGAAGAAGUCUUCGGCUCAAAGUAGCUCUUAGCCUUUGGCGAAGAAACGCCACUGAACUGGUGGCCUACCUAAUCAGAAUACAGGACACAGGAGUGCUGCUUGACUGUUUACCUGUCUUAACAAAUAACCUUCAAACUGAAGCACCAUGUUUAUCACUCGGCUGCUGUGUUGACCUCAUGCCCCAAGUAAAAUUGAUUCUCACCAGUAAAUACGAAGAGCACAUAUCGGUGGGUUUGCUUUGGGUUCAAGCCAUUGUCAGGAAAUGGUGGCCUGAACUCUCCAAAAAGGACAAAAGACUGCAGGACAGUUGUACAGAAGACAGGAAUAUCGAAGUGAUGAAGCAGCGGCUAAAAGACUUGUGGAAGGAGGGGUCCAAAUUAUGUGCGGUCCCAGGGUCUACAGGAGAUCUGGCCAAGGCAAUCGGGGCUUAUCUCUCCCAGCUGCCUUGACAGCCUUGGUACAGUUCUGAGGAUGUGACCACUACGGCCAGAUCACGGCUGUGUUUGGGGCCGAUAACACCACCAGACAAGUAGACUGGAUCAUUUCGACUCUAAAGCUGACUAUUCUGACCUCUCCCUUCCUUCAGUGGGAGUCGGAGACACUUGACACAGGGCCUCGAGCGCCUGCCUGCUUUAAAACUAAGCAAAAAGUCAACCUGCUUCACAUUGAAGUGGACCGUCUUUGAAGGAGACCGGGUGUAUCGCUCUAUGAAGUGCCAUUAUCCAAUCGCACCACUUUUGCCAUGGAAAGACCAACGCACUUGUGGGUGGAACUAGUGCUCAAAUGUUUUGCAAUCAGGAACUUGAAACAGUCUUAAGUUAUUAGAGCUUUUCUUCCUUUAUUUUGCCUGUGCAUAUGACAAUUGACUGUAUGUAUGAGAUGUAAAAACAAGUGAUUCUUUUAAUCUUUUAAUAAAUUUAAAAUUCCAAAGCA